Molecule: messenger RNA, 471 nt
Organism: Mucor mucedo
Lineage: Eukaryota; Fungi; Mucoromycota; Mucoromycetes; Mucorales; Mucoraceae
Product: phosphatidylethanolamine-binding protein
Exons: 2
Biological process (GO): regulation of Ras protein signal transduction; regulation of proteolysis
Molecular function (GO): phospholipid binding; peptidase inhibitor activity
Source: RefSeq, a predicted model, not a curated record
GUUGUUCCCGAAGGAUUUAGUCCUUCCACUUUAGUCAGUGUCAAUUAUCCUACCGAGGACGUUGCCUUGGGUAACUUUAUCAAGCCUUCAGACUCGGAUAAAGCACCCACUGUGACAUUUAUUGCACCUGACACGGAUGCACAAUACACGCUUUUAAUGGUGGAUCCUGAUGCGCCAUCCAAGGAGAACCCCAAGUUUGGCCCUUACCGCCACUGGGUCAAUGUCAAUAUCCCUUCGGAUGCAGAUUUCACACAAGCCAGUGAGUUGGCUCCUUACAUUGGUCCUGGUCCUCCUCCCAACACUGGGGAUCAUCGAUAUAUCUUUUUAAUCUACAAGCAACCCACAAAGGAUGCAGACUUUCAUACAUUGGAAGAACAACCCAAUAAUUGGGAUUUCAAAUCCUUUGUUCAAUCCAACGGAUUAGAAUUAGUUGGUGUCAACUUUUUUAUUUCUCGCAAUGACGUAAACUAA